AUGCCAAACCCGUUCCAGUCGUUUUCGUCCCUGGGCCCGAAACAGCACAAGCAGACGUUCGACGAGCUCUACGGCGAGCCGGAGAACUUCCUGGAGCUCGAGGUCGUCAACCCGGUCACGCACGGCAACAAGUCGACCAACAUGUACACCGACUACGAGAUCCGAGUUCGACGCGUUCCGCAAGAUCCUCCAGCAGGAGACCACCCGCGUGGUCAUCCCGAAGCUGCCGGACAAGUCGCUGCUCAACUACAACAACCGCUUCAACGACGAUUUCAUAGAGGAGCGCAGACAGGGCCUCGAGCGGUUCCUGAACAUCGUGGCGGGCCACCCGCUGCUGCAGACGGGCAGCCCGACGCUCAUCAGGUUCAUCCAGGACGAGAAGUGGAGAUAGCUGCGGUGGCCGGGCGGGGUGCGCACUGA
Ogataea haglerorum is the source of this 420-nucleotide messenger RNA. RefSeq lists its product as uncharacterized. The coding region runs from base 1 to 420 and encodes 139 amino acids. The record is from RefSeq and is a predicted model, not a curated record. Lineage: Eukaryota; Fungi; Ascomycota; Pichiomycetes; Pichiales; Pichiaceae. The transcript is spliced from 2 exons.